AAUCCAGCUUUCAAAGUCCCGUUUGAUUUUGCCCAUUUCAUCUUCGAGCAUCGGUUCAACGUGGUUAUAGAAAAGUUUUGUGAGAGUGAGGUGAAGUGUAAGGAAAAAAACCUAAAGCAACAAUGAAUGUGCCGCCGAAUACUGGAAUUUCCCGUGGGCGAGGACGCGGAACUAAGCGUGUGCCAGAGGCUAAUCGCGGGCUUGUGCCUCAGCUGGGCCAGUCCUCGCAAUCGUCGCACUCAGGUGGAGCAACUGGAGGAGCAGGAGGAGGUGAUGCUCCGGUCAAGGACUUGGACCCUAGCUUUGAAACUCUGAGAUCUGGAGAAACUGAGCUUCCAAGCAGCGAAGGCGAUCCUCGUGGCUCUGUACGUGGGCGCCGCCUCAUCACGGAUGUGGUUCAUUCCCGUCCCCAGGGACUGGCCACCAAGUGUGGAACGACUGGAACAAGGAUUACGGUGCAGACUAACUAUUUCAAAAUAGUCAAACGUCCCAACUGGACAAUAUACCAGUAUAGGGUGGACUUUUCACCUGACGUGGACAACACGCGUCUGCGUCGAGCCUUUCUGCAUGAACAUCGCAGCCUCUUGGGGGGCUACAUUUUUGAUGGGACAAUCUUGUUCUCCAGCAAUCAUUUCAAGGCUAAACCCAAUAGCACGAAUGUUUUGGAACUAGUUACACAGAGCCGAGCCGGCGAAAAUAUACAAAUCAAAAUUAAACAUGUUGGCUCGGUCGAGACUGCUGACAAUCAGCAGUUCCAAGUGCUAAAUCUGAUCUUGCGCAGAGCCAUGGAGGGUUUGAAUUUGCAGCUCGUGUCCCGUAAUUAUUUUGAUGCUAAAGCAAAGAUCAAUCUAGAGAACUACCGCAUGGAGCUCUGGCCUGGUUAUCAGACUUCGAUUCGCCAGCAUGAGGGCGACAUUUUGCUUUGUGCAGAGAUUGCACACAAGGUGAUGAGAACUGACACCUUGUACAACAUUUUAUCUGAGGUGGUUCGCGACAGUGAUGAUUAUCAAACUGCUUUCAAGCGUCAAGUAAUUGGUAUGGUGGUGUUAACCGACUAUAACAACAAGACUUAUCGCGUUGACGAUAUUGAUUUUAAUUCUUCGCCAUUGUCGAAAUUCGCCCAGAAGGAAGGCGAAAUCUCAUAUUGCGAUUACUAUAAGAAGCGCUACAACAUCACAAUUCGUGAUUUGAAGCAGCCUUUGGUUGUGUCGCGGCCCACCGAGAGGAACAUUCGUGGUGGCGAAGAUAAGUUGAUAAUGCUUAUUCCUGAGCUGGCUCGGGCUACCGGCAUGACGGAUAACAUGCGGUCUAACUUUCGAUUGAUGAAAGCCAUGAGCGAGCAUACACGUCUGACACCGGAUCGUCGUAUCGAACGUUUGCGCACAUUCAAUCAGCGCUUGAAAUCGUCCAAGGAGAGCAUGGAACUGAUGAAGUCUUGGCAAAUUGAGCUCGACACGGCCUUGGUGGAGAUCCCAGCUCGCGUUCUGCCACCGCAGAAUAUAUUGCUCGGAAAUAACAAGAAAUACUUGUGCGACAGCCGCGCAGAUUGGUCCAACGAGUUCCGAAACUCAUCAAUGUUCUCUCACGUGGAUAUCAAGAGGUGGUUGGUGAUUACUCCACGCCGUAGCAUCAACCAAACGCAGGACUUUGUGAGGAUGUGCAUUCGCGUGGCGCAAGGCAUGAGGAUGACUAUCUUGGAUCCGCGGUUUGACGAGAUAAACGAUGAUCGAAACGCAACCUAUUCACAGGCAAUCGACAAUGCAGCGGCCAAGGAUCCACAAAUCGUUAUGGUGGUCAUGAAUGCUCCGAAUGAGGAAAAGUAUAGCACCAUCAAGAAACGCGCUUGCGUGGACCGGCCGGUUCCGUCUCAAGUGGUUACUCUUAAGACCAUUGCACCUCGUCCAGAGAAAUCAGCUGGCCUGAUGUCGAUCGCCACAAAGGUGGUAAUACAAAUGAAUGCCAAACUAAUGGGCGCACCCUGGAUGGUGGAUUUACCGCUUCGUGGCCUAAUGACCGUAGGCUUUGAUGUCUGUCAUUCUCCGAAAAAUAAGAACAAAUCUUUUGGUGCCCUGGUGGCCACUAUGGACAUGAAGACGUCGACUCGGUACUUCUCCUCCGUGACGGAGCACAUGAAGGGUCAGGAGUUGUCCGACCAGAUGUCCAUCACCAUGACGUGCGCCCUAAAGGCAUACCGCGAGCAUCACGGUACCCUGCCCGAGCGUAUUCUCUUCUUCCGCGACGGCGUCGGCGAUGGCCAACUCCACCAGGUGGUGAACGCCGAGGUUAAGUUUCUAAAGGAAAAGCUGGAUGAAAUCUACAAGUCGGCUGGCAUGCAGGAUGGCUGUCGCAUGGCCUUUAUGGUGGUGGCGAAGCGCAUCAACACGCGCUACUUUUCCAACAAGCGUAAUCCAGUUCCGGGCACUGUGGUCGAUGACGUUAUAACCCUGCCGGAGCGUUACGAUUUCUUCUUGGUCUCGCAGUCAGUGAGACAGGGAACGGUGUCGCCCACCAACUACAAUGUCAUCCACGACAAUAUGGGCUUAAGUGCCGACAAGCUCCAAAUUUUGUCCUACAAGAUGACCCACAUGUAUUACAAUUACUCCGCCACUUGCCGCGUACCAGCUGUGUGCCAAUACGCUCAUAAGCUGGCCUUCUUGGUAGCGGAGAGCAUCAACCGUGCACCGGCUGCAGGCUUGAAUAAUCAACUAUACUUUCUUUAAAAAAAACUGACUAUUAAAUUUAUUGAAAAUGUAAUCACAAGGCUGAAGGGCCAACUGACAAUUUUAUGUUCCAACACAUUACAUGUAAUUCCUCAAAUGAAGUUUCAAUAAAUGACCUUUUUUAGUUUA
This is a messenger RNA of Drosophila kikkawai, 2849 nucleotides long. It is a transcript of the gene aub, whose product is annotated as piwi like RNA-mediated gene silencing protein aubergine. The record is from RefSeq and is a predicted model, not a curated record. Gene Ontology annotation, molecular function: RNA endonuclease activity; piRNA binding; protein binding. Gene Ontology annotation, cellular component: P granule. Gene Ontology annotation, biological process: regulatory ncRNA-mediated gene silencing. Lineage: Eukaryota; Metazoa; Arthropoda; Insecta; Diptera; Drosophilidae.